CACGAUCUCACCUUAGCUUAUCUGCACUUUAAACUCUUUACUAACGCACUCUUGAUCCAUUUGAAGCAGAUUACCGACAGAUUGGAUUGACAAGACCAACACCUAGAUUCGACUCCAUCGUGAAACCUUCAUUUCGUCCAAUACAGCAUCUCACUUAUCGUCGAGGAACCUCACGUAAUGAAGUCGAUCGGCAUCUUCCCUGGCUCAGGAGGCCUAGGUGGCAGUACCUACGAUUAUCUCUUAAAACUCCUCCCUAACGACCACAUCAUCCUCAUCAACCGCCACCCAGAACGAGUACCCCAAGAACACAUCAAGAACGGUUUACGCGCACGCAAGGCGUCAUACGAGUCGAGCCCCUCCGAUCUCGAGGCCGUCUUUGCCGGCAUCGAGGUGCUCUUCCUCAUCUCCUACCCAAGUCAUGUGCAUGAGUACCGCAAAAAGGUUCAACUACCUGUCGUUGACGCAGCUCGUCGCGCAGGCGUGAAACACCUUUUUUACAGCUCUCUAGCCUUCGGCGGCGACCUACAAGACGGUUCCGCAGCGGAGGUAAUGCAAGCCCACCUCUCGACGGAGCGCCACCUAGCCUCCGCCGCGGCAUCGGACCCGAGCUUCACCUACACCUCCAUCCGCGAGGGUCUCUACUCAGAAUCAUAUCCAAUCUACACCUCCUUCUUCGACAUAAACUCUCCGUCCUCUUCGAACGAGAUCCUCAUUCCGCACGACGGCGCCGGCCCGGGCGUGGCAUGGGCGAAGCGCAGCGAGUUGGGGGAGGCGACGGCGAAGCUCAUCGCGCAGUAUUCCUGGGACCCAGAUCAAUUCCCCCACGUCAAUAAAAAGGUCCUACUCACGGGUCCGCGGGUCUGGUCUCUUGAGGAGACGGUGAGAGUACUUGGGCGGGCUGUCGGGAGAAAUGUGAGGAUCCGCGAGGUGAGCGUGGAUGAGUACGUGAAGCUGCCGCAGGUUGUGGCGAAGUUCGGAUCGGUGGAGAAGGCGAGGACGUGGGCGACUGCAUGGGAGGCGAUUCGGGCAGGGGAGACUUCUGUUGUGUCGGAGACGUUGAGGGAGAUCAUCGGGCGGGACCCGGAGGAGUUUGAUGUCACGAUACAGAGGUUGAAGCAAGCAUGAGAGUAGGGAGGUGGUUUGGAGUGACUCUUGCGAUGACCUAGAUGGGAUUACAGAUGCGAAUGGUUUUGUGAGCGUCACGUGGGCUGCGACAAAUGGCUAGCCAUUCCCGAACAUAGACUCUGGGAGAUGCCGUGGCCACGGGAUGGAGGGGCUUGCGCACGGGAAUUUCGACGAACAUUUCUGUGCGGCGUUUGGUCGAGCCAAGUGCAAUUUAGGUGGUUGUCGGGCAAGACAGAGAUUGGGAUUGACAGCGAGAGGGAGUUGGCUUUGGACUCGAAGGGGAGAGAAGGACAGAGAGAGAAGAGGAGCAUUAGGAGGGCGCUGGAUUCUUCGGAUGAUCUUCGGCGCUAGCGCCCUUCAAGAGCAGGUUCACAGCCCACAACUUUCAAUAAUGGGCGAUUGGUUUAGUGGUAUAAUGACCGCUUAGCAUGCGGUAGGUCCUGGGUUCGAUUCCCAGAUCGUCC
Messenger RNA from Colletotrichum acutatum, 1589 nucleotides. RefSeq lists its product as uncharacterized. The coding region runs from base 178 to 1125 and encodes 315 amino acids. Lineage: Eukaryota; Fungi; Ascomycota; Sordariomycetes; Glomerellales; Glomerellaceae. The record is from RefSeq and is a predicted model, not a curated record. The transcript is spliced from 2 exons.